AUCCCUCCCACCCCACAGCCUAUCCGUACAGUGAAAAGGGAAACAAACAGAAGCGAAGUUCACAGCCUGGUGCAUACUCCUUUCGACAGGAGCGCAGUGGCAAAGUGUCCCCAGUCUGUUCCAAAGCAAACCCUCCUGCCCUGCCCUUUCCCAUGCACAGCGGCCGAGAACCUUAAGAGAAAAGCUGCUUUUGGACUGAUUAUCGCUUGCUCUUAACUAAAGCAUGGAAAUAUCUACUCUCACGGUGUACCAUUGCCUUGUUUUUGUCUGGUAUUUUUUUGUCGUCUAUGCAAUCGCGCAUGUGAGAACAGAAGAGCGGCCAUCUGAAGUGUUCCUUUAUGGUGGGCAGUGGAAAUAUUUGACAGUCCUCAAUCUGGUUUUGCAGGCUGUCUUCCAUGGGGUGUCCUUCCUGGCUGAUGUGUUGAGACUAAUUAAGAAACUGCGAUGUGCUAAGUGCGUAAUUUCCAGCAGAGACCUUCUUUUCAGUGUCCUGGCUUUCCCAGUGUCCACAUUUGUGUCUAUAUCCUUUUGGAUACUGUAUACCUACAAUCGAGAGCUGGUUUACCCCAAAAGCCUUGAUGGAGUCAUCCCGCUCUGGUUAAAUCAUGCUAUGCACACAGCUGUAUUGCCAAUUGCUGUUCUGGAAAUCCUUGUCACACCACAUCGUUACCCAGCAAAGAAGAAGGGAUUGAUCCUAUUGGGAUGUGUCUUUUUACUGUAUAUCAGCUGGGUCCUGUGGAUUUAUUAUGUAACGGGAGAGUGGGUAUAUCCUCUCUUUGCACUGUUCAACCCGGCCGGGCUAGUAGCCUUUUUCGCUGGUAGCCUUGGUGUCAUCGUCACUUUCUACAACUUCGGGGAGUUCCUCAACCGUAUGAUAUGGGGAGACGCAAUAGUAAUACUGGACUACAGGCAGAAAGGCAAGUGAAUCCUCCUCUUCAAGCCAAACAAUCUCUCCAUGAAUGCUGAAGACAUGAAGUAGAGGAAAAUAAAUGCAGCCUUGAUAAAUCCUUUCUCCAACGCAUUGCAGCUUCUGGUGAAGCCAUCAUGUCAUCAGACAUAUGGAAAACUGGUGGAAAAUAUGAAAUGUUUGCCUCUUACAUGAUAACUCUGCAACUGCUAUGAGGAAGAAAAUUGUGUUCAUCUGUUUACAGAGAUUUCUCAUCUCUUGCACAAUGUACGUGAGGAUGUGUCCAUGGUUAAAACUCGUCACUGGUAAAUGAACUCCCUCAUGAGCUUGGCACCACUCUGUAGAAGACCUGUGAAUGUGAGCCAGCUCUUGUUUGGAUUGCUCUUCAUCAAGUCUGGAAAAAAUUAAGAGGAGGGAUAAUUUUAACAGUGCUGUAACUUCCAAGCUAGAUAGAUAACAAAUUAGGCUAACAAGGGCUGUAAUUAGGAAAGUCUGCUCAGAAGGUUCACCAUGAAGCCAAGUUCUUCUAACGAGAAACAUUUUGGAAUAUUAAUAUGCAUAAUAUCUCCCCUCCAUUUUAACAGGAAAUCUGAAUGCAACACUUUCUUCCUUUUUCUUGAUUUCAGUUAAUCUUGUAGCAAAAGUAACCUAAUUAUACUGACUGUAUGAUUGCUUUGACAGAAAGCAUGUUAAUUUAAAGCACUAUUUAACAUAAAGCUGCCUGACAUAUAAUUACACUCCAUUCACAUGUUUACUAAUCUUGCUCAAUAUCGUUGAUUUCUGUUAUUAGCCUCAACAUCUUGUUAAUGUCUAAAACACUGAAGAUCUGCUUUGCAAACUCCAAUAAACAGGCAAAACCGACA
Molecule: messenger RNA, 1770 nt
Organism: Columba livia (rock pigeon)
Lineage: Eukaryota; Metazoa; Chordata; Aves; Columbiformes; Columbidae
Gene: ADTRP
Product: androgen dependent TFPI regulating protein
Exons: 6
Coding region: 224-925 (233 amino acids)
Cellular component (GO): endomembrane system; membrane
Source: RefSeq, a predicted model, not a curated record